UUUUUUUUUUUUUUUUUCCUCAAUGUAUGCUUCAUCUGAGAAAAUGAAUUGUCUUGUUAGGUUGUGUUUUAUUUUUUUGGGGGGGAUACCGGGGAUCGAAUCCGGGACCUUGUGCUUGCGAGGUAGGCGGUGGAACCACUGAGCUAAAUCCUUGUCCCAGGUUGUGUUUUGUUUUGACCAUUACUUUCAGGUAAAAAAGGAGACUUACAGGUAUGUAUGGUGUGCAUCUUUCUGUAUGAGAAUAUAAACAUUUGUAGACCACAAGCUUUUGUAUUUUUGAUACAGGGUCUUGGCAUGUAGUCCAGGCUGGCCUAGAACUCACUGCCUCAGCCUUCCACGUGCUGUAAACCUGAAAGCCUUGACUAAAGAAGACUAAAGACUAAGCUCUUUUCUCCAUAUACAUUUCCACUGCUAGUACAAUUCCCACAGAAUUUACAAACAGGUCUCGGGAAGAAAGGAUGGAGGCUUUACCAUCCCAGUACAGAAAUCAUAAAUUUAAUCAUUAGCAGGAUUGAUAAUUAAUUAAAUGUAUACUUUUUCUCAUAUUUCUCUUUUGAAAAAUCUUAAAUGUACUGGUAAUUUAAACAUCUAACAUCCAUUGUGAUAGAUUCACUUUUUAGUAACAGAUACUCUUGUCCCAAAUAAAUGUACUGUACUGUGAAUUAUUUGUUAUUUCAUACAGUGAAAAUAAAGAGUAGAAAUACUUGACCCUUAAUUACUUAGCAAUAAAGAUGAGGACACUUCCUAAAAGCGAAAUGUAUCAGUCAAGAAGUAAAAAAUAAGCCAGCUGGGGCCGGGGAUGUAGCUCAAUGGCACCACUCCUGCCUGGCAAGCACAAUGUCCCGAAUUCAAUUCCUCGUACCUGGGGGGGGGCGGGGCGGAGCCAGGGGUGGUGGUGCAUGCCUGUGAUCCCAGCACUUAGGAAACUGACACAGGAUCAUCACAUUGAGUUGGAGACUGACCCUGGGCUACAUAGUUCAAGGCCAGCCUGAAAUAUAUAGCGAGACCCUGUCUCAAAAAAAUUUUUUUAAAGUUAACAUCAAAAGUAAACUCUUAAAAACACAAUUCUCCAUGUUGCACCAAAAUGGAUUGUGGGCCUGGACAGUUAUGUACAGUAAAUAAGGCCAUGGCCUUUUAAUCUAUAUGCCAGUCUUUUAUCAUCAGUUCCCAGUCAGUAGACUUCAAAAAAAAUAUUUGCAAAGUAAUUUGUAGGUAAUUUGUGGUUCUAAUUGUAUCUUACUAGGAAGGCAUUUGUUUAUAUGGCCUUUUGUUUAGUCAUGCUAUUUUUUGUUUGUUUGAGAGAGGCUCUUGAUACGAAGUUCUGGCUUGCCUUACUGUGAGACCCAGGCUGGCUUCCAACUCACUGUGAUCCUCCUGCCUCAGCCUUCCAAGUGCCGGGACCCUGCGUGCAGUCAUGCUAAUUUUGACAGUUGCUCAAAGCAGUAAUUAUCACAGCACUCUAUUUUAUUUCUUUUUCCUUCUUCCCCUCUCCUCCCUCAUCUUCCCCUCUCCCUUUUCCUUUUUGGUGGUCCUGGGGAUGGAACCUUUGGCCUUUUCAUGUGCUAAGCAAACUCUACCUCUGAGUUACACCCCCCCACACACACAGGGUCUCACUAAGUUGUCCAGGUUGUUCUUGAACUUGUUAUCCUCCUGCUUCAGUCUUGUGAGUAGCUGGAUUUACAAGGAUGUACCACUGUUUGAUUUGUACUCUUGUUUUUGUUUUGUUUUGGUACCAGGCAUUGAACUCCAGACCUCGUGCUUGCAAGUGGGAAUUGAACCCCGGACCUCGAUGUGCUGAGCACACUUCUCACUGAGCUACGCUCCCAGCCCUACGGCAAAUACUUGUUAUCUCAUGCUCUUACCUGUGCAGACUCCAGAUACACCUUAGGUGGAUGUUCUGCUCACCAGGCUGCAGUCAAGGAACCAGUUGGCCUUCAGGAAGAAAAGGCACCCACAGAGAGGAUGAUAGCUGACUGACUGCCUGACAAGAGGUUAUCAGGAUGUCAGAUCAUCAAUCUCUUGGUUGGAACAAGGAGGGUUAAGGACAGGUCAGAGGGGAGCUCUCCAAGAAUGGGAAAUGCAACUUAAAACCAAAUGCCCAGCACUUCAGCAGGAAUUUUUGAAGAGUAACAUGUCCAGUGGUAUACGAAUGCAGACAGGAACCCACAAUGGAGGAGAACUCUACGCCUGGAAACAAUAUGAAGAAUUCUUCGGUGAACACACGUGCCUUAGGACCCACACGAAAACUCAAGGUACAGGGAGCGCUUGUGGUUGUGAGCAGCAUGGAAAAGAUUUCCUUACCGCUCAGCAGGAAGCCUCUACUGGAGAGAAACUUUGUGCAUUUAAUCGGAGUGGAGAAAUCUUCUGUAUGUCACCUACUAAUGUUCACCAGAAAACUAGCGCACAAGAGAAAUCCUCUGAAUGCAGCGACUGUGGGGAAUCCUUUGUUAAUCACCUUCAAGCACACUGGGACAUUCACAGUGGAGAUAACUAUGAAUGGAAGGAAUAUGGGGGUUUCAUGAACUCUGCAAGCCUUGCUGUGCUUGUAGAAACGCUCCAUGCAAGAAAACCUUACAAAUGUAAGGAAUGUGGGAAAGGCUAUAGGUAUCCUGCAUGUCUAAAUAUUCCCAGGCGAACUCACAUUGGAGAGAAACCCUAUGAAGGUAAGGAGUGUGGGAAAGCUUUCCUUACGCCCUCACGUCUUAUUCAACAUGUAAGGAUUCACGCCGGAGAGAAGCCGUUUGUGCGUGUCAAGUGUGGGAAAGCCUGCGCUAUUUCUUCAAAACUUAGUGGACGUUUAAGAGCUCACACUGACAAGAAGGCCUGUGAAUGUAAGGUAUGGGGGAAAGUGUUGUGUAAGGUAUGGGGGAAAGUGUUUGGGUAUCUCUCAUGUCUUAAUAAUCACACGCGAACUCACAGUGCCCAAAAGUCCUACACACGUAGGGAAUGUGGGAAGGCUUUUAGCUCUUCUACACACCUUAAAAUGCACAGGCGAAUCCACGCUGGAGAAAAACCCUAUGAGUGUAAACAGGGUGAGAAAGCCUUUGGUCAUUCGAGUUCAUUUCAUAUACGUGGAAGGACUCACACUGGAGAGAAGCCUUUUGAAUGUAAGGAGUGUGGGAAGGCUUUCAUAUGUUCCGGUUCCUUUAGAAUUCAUGAAAGAACUCACAUUGAAGAGAAUCCCUGUAAGUGUCAGCAGUGUGGGGAGGUAAGUCAUCCUCGCUGGCUUCGAAGACAUGAAAGGACCCAUUAGCCAGAAACCUCAUACAUGGUAAGGAGUGUGAGAAAGCCCUCACCUCACUUCACACUGAAGAAUCGAAGGGACGCACUCCGAAUAGAAGCUCUAUCAAAAAACACGCUCGGCAGCCAGGCCCGGUGAUGUGUACCUAUGGUUCCAGCUACUGAGAAGAUUGACACAGGAGAAUCAUGAGGACAAAGCUAGUAUGGACAAUACAGCAAGGCCACAUCCUCCCCACCAAAAGUAAAAUGAGCUGGCAGUGACCCUAAUGCAGGGUAACGCAGGAGACCGUGGAAGUCUUGAGAAGGUGGCCCAUCUACAAAUAGGGAAGGAGGGGCCACUAGGAAGGCCUGCAAGCUGGACAGGGUGAUGCGUGAUGAUGAUUCCAGUACUCUGAGAAUUUGAGGCAAGAGGAUUGCAAGUUUGAGCCUAACUGGGGCAAUUUAGCAACUUAGUGAGACCUUGUCUCAAAAGAAAAAAAAAAAAGGAAGAUACAGCGCAAUGCAGAGGCCCUGGGUUCAGUUCCUGACACCACCACCCCCUAAAGCCUCCAGAGGAAACAAUCCAACUGAGCAAACAAAUUGAUCUUUGACUCCCAGCUCCCAGAAUUAUGAGGAAAUAAAUUUUGUUGUUUAAGCCACCUGUUCUGGUAUUUUAUUAUCAGCUAUAGCAAACGACUAUAGUAAGGAAUGUGAGAAGACCUUUAGAUUGCUCAAAAGUCUUAAUAUUCAUAUGCAAUGCCUGGUGUGGUGGUGGGUACCCAGCUACUCCAGACUGAAAAAGGGGGAUCUAGCAUUUGAGUCCAGCCUCGGCGACACUGUGAGAUACCAUUGCAGAAAAAAAUAAUCCCAUGCAAAGCCACACUGGAGAGAUGUCAUAUGAGUGUGAGAAAGUGUGGGUUUUCAUGUCUUUCUAAAUAGGGAAGAAAUCACACAAGAGAAAAAGUCUUUGA
Fukomys damarensis (Damara mole-rat) is the source of this 4190-nucleotide messenger RNA. RefSeq names its product zinc finger protein 426-like. The record is from RefSeq and is a predicted model, not a curated record. Gene Ontology annotation, biological process: negative regulation of transcription by RNA polymerase II; regulation of immune system process; regulation of cytokine production. Lineage: Eukaryota; Metazoa; Chordata; Mammalia; Rodentia; Bathyergidae.